UGCGCAUUACUCACCUCCACACCACAUUUCCCCGCCUGGAUUCCCUCCAUCAAACCCUAUACAGUUUACCGAUUCAAUGUAAACACAAAAACGUGGUGUUUUUACGCAUACUACCUGCAUUUAUUCCGGGAUAAACGCCUCUGGUCCACUUGGAGAUUUAAAAACACGUUGUUCGCCUGCAGAGUCGGAGGUCCGGCUGAGGUGGAAGCUGCGUCUCUAACCCUGGUCCCUGCUCCUCGCUCACUAUGGCUAGUGAAGAGAAGAAACCAGAGACUGAAGCGACUAAAACUCCGACGGCCUCCGCUGCUUCGGCCAGCCAGAGCAAAUCCGCACCCGCGAAGCCUAACUACACACUGAAGUUCACCCUAGCGGGCCACACAAAGGCGGUUUCCUCAGUCAAGUUCAGUCCAAGUGGAGAAUGGCUCGCCAGCUCGUCUGCUGAUAAACUUAUCAAAAUCUGGGGCGCGUACGAUGGGAAGUUUGAGAAGACAAUAUCCGGACACAAACUUGGGAUCUCGGACGUUGCCUGGUCCUCUGAUUCGAACCUCCUGGUCUCAGCAUCUGAUGACAAAACCCUGAAGAUCUGGGACGUGAGCUCUGGAAAAUGUCUGAAAACCUUGAAGGGCCACAGCAACUAUGUGUUCUGCUGCAAUUUCAACCCUCAGUCCAACCUCAUCGUGUCUGGAUCAUUUGACGAGAGCGUCCGGAUAUGGGACGUUAAGACGGGGAAGUGUCUGAAAACGUUGCCGGCUCACUCGGACCCGGUGUCUGCGGUCCAUUUUAACAGAGAUGGCUCUCUGAUCGUGUCCAGCAGUUACGAUGGCCUGUGCCGUAUUUGGGACACAGCGUCAGGCCAGUGCCUUAAAACACUCAUUGAUGACGACAACCCCCCUGUGUCCUUUGUGAAGUUCUCCCCCAAUGGCAAAUACAUUCUGGCUGCCACGCUGGAUAACACCCUGAAGCUUUGGGACUACAGCAAAGGAAAGUGCUUGAAAACGUACACCGGUCACAAAAAUGAGAAAUAUUGCAUAUUUGCGAAUUUCUCCGUCACAGGUGGCAAGUGGAUUGUCUCAGGCUCAGAAGACAAUAUGGUUUACAUCUGGAACUUGCAGACUAAGGAGAUCGUACAGAAACUGCAGGGUCACACAGAUGUAGUGAUCUCGACCGCCUGCCACCCGACAGAGAACAUCAUCGCAUCAGCAGCACUAGAGAACGACAAGACCAUCAAGCUGUGGAAGAGCGACUGCUAAGCUAGAACACGUGCAGGCUUUUAUUUUAUUACUGUUCCUUUUUUUUUUUUUUUUUUUUUUUUUUUUUAAAAUUUUGUAUUUUUCAUUUUUUUGGGGAAGAAGGACAUUUUAUUAUGAGGAACACGAGGUCAGGCCAUUCGUGCCCCAUGAUCACGUGUUCUUGGCAGGAAGCACAGCGUACGCACGUGUCCAGAGCAGCCGACGCAGAGAGACUUACGUUAAAAAAAAAAAACACACCACUCCUUUUAACCGUCUCUGCCCUAAAAUACUUUCCACUCUCUUUCUCUGUCUAUGUACAUCUCUGCCUUACCUAAAUAUGUGUUUGAAUUAAACCCUCAGCGCUGAUACGUGUAUAUUUUGGUCUUGUAGAUCUAGGCAGCUUUGAUUCCUCUUCUAUCUAACAGGCUUUCUGACUUGUUCUGUUUUGUAGAUUGUGUUGAAUAUUUUUUUUAUUUUUUUCCCCCCAUACAUUUAACUCGAGCCAAAAUUGAACCAUUCAAUGUGUUCGUUCAUUCGAAAAUUCACCAGUUCUCACACAUGAAGUGGUCUGGUCUGGUUAUUGUCUGACUGCCAGUGUUUAUCGUGUGCCUGAUUUAAAUGCCAUUUUAAGGUGGAGUUUAUUAAACCAGCUACAACAGUUAGAGCCCAUGGUGUGAGAUGGUAUAAAGAAGAAUAUUUUACUUUCACUCAUUUCUCUUUAAAGAUAAAUUCCACCCUGGAUGAAUUAUAAUCUCUAUAAGUAACGUGAUCCUCGGUUGUGUCCAAGAUUUAUUUUUGUUAUGAAAUACUGAGUUUUUUGUUUAAACUUUUUCAUUGUUGGGGUAAAAAGUGCUUUUUCUACUUCACCCACAAUGCUGUUUGACUGCAGUCUGAUCAAUUAAUCUCUACCUAGUGAGAGCGAUGCGGCAGCCCUUUAUUCCUUCUCGCAAUUAACGUGCUUGAGGGUGGACUUUUUCUUUAAUAUUCACGCAUUUUCUACAGAAAAGUGUUGUCUCAGACGUCCUGAUCCUUCAUGUUCGUGUACAUGGACUUUUUUUUUUUUUUUUUACAAUAUGAUGUGAUCAGCGCAAACGGUUUUGUCCAUCGGAGGGUUUCGUAUUUGUGUAGUUGGUGUCACACAAGCCAAAAAAGAAACAUUUCUGAUUUGUGCUAAACAGUUUCUACAGUGUUCUGGGUUUAUUUCAAAGUAUAACGCUCACGCCAAUUUCUGGAGCGCUGCUUCCUGGAAAUAGUUUAGAAAUGAGUCAUUCGUGAGCUGUAAUGGUCUAGGUAAUGAUCAUCGUGUGUGGAAAAUUGGGAAUAAGAACUCCAGGUCCUGCGGUCACAAGUUUAAAAAAAAAUAACUGUAGGUAAAUUUACUUGCUGUACGACUUUCUGAACCCGUGAUCAUGUGUAAACCAGUUCAGAUUGUCAUAACCGGUAUGAGACCUGCGUUCGUUCAUCUCCACCAUGCACACUUGGGUUAUUUUCUGCUCAGACACAAGUUGUUAAAGGUUGCUUUAUAUGUUUGUAGUUUCUACAUUUUUGUGAGGGGGGGGGGGGGAAUGGUGACCAAAUAUGAAGGUGGGCUUUAACACUGCCUCAGGUUUGUAUAACCUCCAUUCAGCUUCUCGGUUUAACCAGCGCUCUUUCUUUGUGGUCUUACUGUGUGUGCAGUAGUAAUAAUGGUGGACGAGUGUUGUAUUUUCCUGCGACAUGAGCGUUGGCGUUAAUCCAACCUCUGUGUUCUCUCUCUCUCUCUCUCUCUGUGUGUUGACUUUCAGUGUGAUCACAAGGGCUGCAUGAGAAACUGGACUUUAACCUGUGACUCAAUAAAGUUGUUCGUUUUUUUUC
Molecule: messenger RNA, 3083 nt
Organism: Ictalurus punctatus (channel catfish)
Lineage: Eukaryota; Metazoa; Chordata; Actinopteri; Siluriformes; Ictaluridae
Gene: wdr5
Product: WD repeat domain 5
Exons: 14
Coding region: 246-1250 (334 amino acids)
Cellular component (GO): Set1C/COMPASS complex
Molecular function (GO): histone binding
Source: RefSeq, a predicted model, not a curated record